AUGAGCUCCAAACUCCAACUAGAUGACCUGCACUGGAUUAGUGAGGGAGCCAACUGCCACGUCUAUGAGGUAAACCGUUUCAUCGCAGUCAAGGUGCCUAAACCUGGCGACCAAGAGCGAGAACAGUUUCGCAAAGAGGUGAAGGUUCUCGAUAUUCUCUCCAGCCACCCGCCCUGCCCAUACGUGGUAUCCUGUUUCCUGCACAACGAUGACUGCAUCUUUCUCGAGUACAUGAGAGAUAUCUGUCUCUCCUGCAGAAUCCAGCAGAACCACACCCGGGAUGGUGGAACGAUGCGGGUGGUUAGAGUUGAUAAACUCGAACCGCUCAGUCUACGAAAGAUAUGGAUGAGUUACCUUGCCCGCGGUGUGGCUUUCCUCGAAUCUCUUAAUCUUGCACACGGCGAUCUUCGGCCUGAGAAUAUUCUGCUUGACCGCAACCGCCUCAAGCUCUCAGACUUUGACUGUACUUCGGAAAUUGGAUCCGUAUUUGAAGCGUGCAUUGCACCAUACGGACGGCUACUUGGCCGCGAAGGGGGCCCCGACGAAGGAACCGCAGGCCUGCUUGGGCCACGAACGGAGCAGUUUGCGCUUGGCUCGUUAUUCUAUCUUAUAAACUAUGGAUUUAAAGUCUAUGGUGAUCAAUGUUUAGGCGACGAUCCAUCUGGUAGAGAACAUGGGCCUGCAGUCUUGGAUCUGCUGCAGGCAAUAGUGUUUCCGGAGCUGAGUGGGGAGGCAGUGAUUGAUUCAAUUAUUAGGAGGUGCUGGCAUGGCGAAUAUAGGACGGUGAUAGAACUAGCAACAGACACAGUGAGCCUACUUUGCGCCGGCGAUGUUGAUAGAAGCAAGCUUGAGGAUUCCAAUAUACCCCAGGAGGAGUCCUUGUUACAUAGGAGGGUUUGCGAGGAUCUUGUAGCGAGCGGACUCCCAAAAGCCCUCUCCUCGCAGAGCCCUCGAGGAUUGGGAAAACGAAUGAACCGCAGGUAUACUCCGUAUUUGCGGGAAAGUUCUGCAGUAGGGAGGUUAGAGCAUAUGUGA
Messenger RNA from Arthroderma uncinatum, 1035 nucleotides. RefSeq names its product serine/threonine protein kinase. Lineage: Eukaryota; Fungi; Ascomycota; Eurotiomycetes; Onygenales; Arthrodermataceae. The record is from RefSeq and is a predicted model, not a curated record. Bases 1 to 1035 code for a protein of 344 amino acids. Gene Ontology annotation, molecular function: protein serine/threonine kinase activity; ATP binding. The transcript has a single exon. Gene Ontology annotation, biological process: peptidyl-serine phosphorylation; peptidyl-threonine phosphorylation.